AAAUUGUAGCAAAAAGAAACACCGCAAUGCACGAGAAUAUCAGUGAGAGAUAUGCGUCUUUGAAUCGAGGCUAGUUAAUAAUUGAACGUCCCAAGGACGGCGAAGUAAACAACUCAUUGAAUUUGAUUGAUACCUAGGUGGCAAGAGUGCAUUACUUUGACAACAGUUUCGCGGUAAGUUCUGAAAGGCUACAGUAUUUUCAGAACUCUCUUCAUAUUUAUAGAAGCACGUUGUCCGAAGUUUGAAGAAUUCUUCAAAUCUUUUGCACCAGAUUUGAAAGUUUGCAAUUUGUAGCUUUUAUUUAAUUUGCUCGGCUCUGAUAUGCCAAAGUAAAGAUGGAGAUGUAUGUUAGUGGAUUCUAAUAAAGAACGUAUGUUAAUAUUUCUCCGAUUAAUUGGCCGCGUAUGACAGACUUUCCGAUUUUUCAUAAUUAUUGGGUCUUCAAUUUUACUUUUGUCUUUUAUUCAAUCUGAAUACCAUCCAUAUAAAUAAUAAAUCUUGUUUGCGAUAACAUAACCAGAGAAACUUUAUAGGUUGCUUAGAUGCCGUUUUGAAAAUUUGCUUUGCAGAUUUAUCAGCCCAAGGUUGAAAUUCAUCUAACAUGCUUAGCAAAUAAUGUUGCGUUAUCUAUGGUUUUACUUUAGCUAUAAUAUUCGAAUCCGUUAUAUAAACUUUUUUUGCUUGAAGAUGGGAUUUUCUUGAAAUUUUUCCUGUCUUGAUGGACGAUUGGAACCUUUUUGACCUGCAUCAUUGCAAUGAGAGCUGUCGUUUUUGUUUAACAACAAGUUUCAGGUGUUGCUUGACAAUAGUAUGACUCCCUGCAUAAAGAAGAAUGGCUUUGAAGAAGAGAGACUUCCAGAAGCUUGUUAAUUUUAUCAAAGAAUUUCAAAGCAGACUUCCAUGUGGUGAGAGCGCUGCUGAACUUCGUGAUUCUUUGAACCUUUCCCUUUUACAUAUGCACAAGUUUUAUAAAAGAGUUAGAGUAAGGUGUCUCAAUGGACCAUAUACAUUGGAUGGAAGCUUGUCUUUAAGUGGACCACUCAAUGGAACUACCAGUCCUGUGUCUCCUUUCAUUUCACCAGUUGACAGGUUUAGUUGGAGAUGGCUUAAUCUAGAUGUUGGAAAACUUUCUGCAAGUUUUGGUCAUGGUGAUAACUCCAAUUUUGUUCCAGAAAUAUUUUAUGCCAUUAAAGACUGUGACAUAGGUCAGAUGGAAAAACUUCUUCAGAAAGAUAAAGACAGCCCUAACGAAUUAGAUGCCAUUGGCCGCACCACAGCAAUGUAUGCUACUAAUGGUGGAUCAACUGACCAUUUAAACUGCUUGAAAUUUCUCAUUGCCAGAGGAGUUGACUUAAAUCACCAGAGCAACGAUGGGUUUACAUGUUUGCACAUCGCAUGUCAUUAUGGGUAUGAUGAUUUCAUAGACACACUGCUACAGACCAAUGUGAAUAUUGACACCCAAGACGCUGAUGGAAGGACUCCUCUCCAUUUUGCAGCAGCCUACUGUUCACAGGAAAUGCUACAGAAGCUGGUGUUAACUGGUGCAGAUCCAUCAGUUCAAGAUGGCGAAGGUCUGACUGCUGCUAUGUGGGCGUGUCACUUUGAUCAGCUUGAGAAUCUCCAAUUGUUAUUAGCUGCUCAAGAGAGAUCGAAUGUAUCACCAGAGGCCAGGUUUCAGUCUGUGGAUAACCUUGGAAGGACAAUUUUACAUUGGGCUGUUAGCAGAACCACUAACAUUAACUGCAUGAAGGUUUUGCUCAACGCUGAAACAGCGCACCUGUGCGAUGAUGAAGGAAAAACAGUAUUUCUGUAUGCAGCUGAGAAUGGGUGUGUGCCUGCCUGUGAAGAGAUUUUGAAUUUAUGUUCAGAGGAUGUUUUGGAAGAAACCGACGAUGGGGGUCGAACAGCGUUGCAUUUGGCAGCGAUGGGUGGUCACGGGGAGGUAGUUGACUUUCUUUUAAGCAAAGGAGCUGUCUCAGACAGAAAGGAUAAUCAAGGAGCAUCUCCAUUUGACUUUGUCACCUCAAGAAACCUCAAUUACUGUAGCUUGGUUUUGACAUCCUAUCAGCGGUACCGUGAAAAGCUUUCAAAUAUGCAUGCAAAGCUAGUUGAGCCAAGACCAGCUGACCCACAACAUAAAGAAAAUAAAUCUCAAGACAUUGGAGACGAAAUGAAGGCGAAAACAUUUGCAAUAGAUGACCAGCAGGCUCAGCACGAGGCUGAAAAAGCAGGUGAACUGGUAGUAGACCAUGAAAGCGAGGCAGUUUUAAGAGAGAGAAGUAAUUCUAUUGAGGUUGACAACAAGUCAUUGAAAAUAGAUUGUCAAGAUAUAGUGGGAUUUGAGGUUGAAGGGGACAUUGAAGAAGACGACGAAAUGUGCGUGCAAGAAAUAGAGUCGACUGAUCAACCGAGGGUAGAAAAUGCUGAUGCCACAAAAUAUACCGUGAAGCCCGAAUCAUGGUCCAAUUCACCAACCAGCCUUUCGGCUGUGCUUGAUGCCGAUGGAACAAGUUAUUCCAAGGCUGGAGGGGACAUUGCUGACGCGAAAAGAAAUCUUACGUAUGACCCGUCUAAAAGGGCAACGCUGGACAGUAGAAGUGAAACUAAGAUGUCAGAUGCUAAUGCCGAUGAAGAAAAUUUGAAAGACGGUAAGCAGGUUGAGCGAUCAAUUAUAGGAAUGAAAGGUGGGUCGAAUCUGGAAGUACCUGUAAUUAAAAAAGAAGUUGUACCACCUGAAGAGAUGCCCGAACUUAAUGAUUUCGAAGAGGAAGAAUAUGAAUUUGAAGACGUUAGUUUAGGGUUAGCAGAUCAGAAAAUUGUACUCGUUGGUCUUCAUGAAGGGGACAAUGGCUUUGAAAUUGACGGAGUGAAUGAUUUGGAAUUUGAGGAUGCAGAAGACCAUGUUUCACUAGACCAAGGCUUAGAAAACCAAGUGUCCGAUGCUGGAGAGACAGUGGACAUUCUUAGAGUUGAUAAUGGUCAAGAUCAAGACCUGCUCGAAACUUCAAGGCUCAGUCCAAGAAUUGAAAGUGUGACUGGUCUUAUGGAAACAAACACUGUGCCUGCUAACCACAGUGCUAGCGUCAACAUGAGUGUAUCCAGUCUUCGCAGUGACAGUGAUGAAGAAGAUGCACAGUCAAACACAAAGGAAAGAAUUUCAAAGCUCGAUAGCAAGCUUCCAAUGCAACCAUUCGACGAAAGACCGCUGAAUCAGCUAGAAUACAGAGAUCCUUUUUCUAAAGUAAAACCCGCAGCACCGUUUGAAGAGGGAAUGUCUCGUGUCAAAAGGAACGAAGAGACACGUGCUAAAACAAGCCAUUCGAAGCGGAAAGAUAAAAAAGAGAGCCAAAAAAGCAAGCCAUCGUCACCGAAAGGAAAACAGGAUCCUGCAUCGCCAGGCCCUUCAAGAAUACACCUUGGACCGUUGGAGCCAAUGAAACCUCUGCAGCCAAUAAUUCCACCACAAGGGUUCCAAGGAAACAGAGGCGGAAGUCAAGGACAGUUUCCAGAAGCUUUUGAUUCAAUGCUGCCAGUUUCAUCACGAAGUCCUGUCGAGCGCUCAAAUGCGCUGUCGAGUCCAGUUGAAAGCCCCAGAUCAAAGGGUAACCAGCUGCCUUCACCACGAGGAGGCUUCGAUUCACGCGACACUGCCAAACUUUCACAUAUUCCAAGACCAACAAGCCCUUCAAAUCGGAACAAGCAAUUCGCUAGUAAUUCCUUUCCGCCGAGACCACCAGUUGGUCGAUGAAGCGACUUUGUGGAAAGUUUUCUUAUUAAUUUGUGUAUUAGCAUCGCGUCAAAAUCUCCUUGCGCUGAAAACAGUCAUUACAAAACUACCUAUUUAAGUUAAGAAUUUCUAGCUUAUGGCAGGGUAAGUUGAUGCACAGGUUUUUUCAAGUGACUCCAACGAUUUCAACGAUUCAAGUUAUGUACAAAGAGCAACGUUUAAAGAGUUUUGAAAGAAUAAACAGAUUGAAUUAUAGCGCUCUUGUUGAAAUAAGGAAAAACAAGCUGUCUCUUUACGGGAUAUGAAAUUGCAACAAAAUGUUUCUUAAUUAACGGGAAUUUUUCUUAGAAAUGGGUUUUGCUUCUACAGAAGCAACAAUGUCCGAAACUAUAUAGGAAAUAUACAAUAUGCUUCA
This is a messenger RNA of Rhopilema esculentum, 4142 nucleotides long. RefSeq lists its product as uncharacterized. Gene Ontology annotation, molecular function: protein binding. The record is from RefSeq and is a predicted model, not a curated record. NCBI's taxonomy places the organism in Eukaryota, Metazoa, Cnidaria, Scyphozoa, Rhizostomeae, Rhizostomatidae.